CGCGUUCAUUACAGCACGAACCGACCUUCCUGUUCGCGUUGCUGUCAGUCGGAGUCGCGACGUCUUUGGAAAUAACAGUUGUCGCCACAAUAUUCAAUCACGACGGCGCCAACCGGCCGCUUUUCAAGUGUACAAACAGACCGGGAACUGCCGUUAAUACGAGCUUCGCCAGCAGCCGGCUGUGGUUUUGACGUUUACCCUCGGCUGAGACCGACGGGGCGGGUCGUUGGGAGCUCCGCUGCGGAGAUGCGUGUGAUGUCUGUUGGCCCUCAGCAGGUGACCACAGGCCACUGCAGCAUUGACGGACAGCUCUGCAGAGAGUCUUUAAUUGGCUCAAGGGGAGGGCCGCUGGGUAAUCCAGAGAGACUUGCAGAGGCCGGUCAGACAGAGAGGGAGAGUGACAGUCGGAACAGGUGAUCUCUAAAACCCUCUCACCUGCCGUACCUGUCUGGGGUGGAGGAACUCAAACACCAGCGUUUACCUGCAGCUGGUGCUCCAGCUACUCCUCAGCAGUGUCGGACUCGGAGAAGGAGCAGCAGAUCGUCUCCUUCCUCCAGACCAGGAUCAUGUCCAGACGCGGCCUCCGGCACGAUGACAGCCUGCCGGACCUCAGUCUGCCGCCCAGCAGCGCCUCCUUCAGUGCGGAUGGAGGCAGCUGGAGGAGCACCAAGGGGAGUGCAAGGUCUCUGAGGUCUCGUCGUUCUCAGCAGCACUCUGUCUCCUGCUCGGAGUCUCUGCUCGUGCACACCCCUCGUAAAACAGCCGGUCCGUCGCUCCACAACAGCAGCCUCCACAGCGCGGCCUCGGACGCCUCCCUGCUCUCCUCCCUGCUGGACGAGUCCUCCAUCCAGGAGACCACGCUGGUCGACUCCUUCUGGGGUUUGGACCAUGAGAUUGAUCCCAAAGAAAGCACCGUCAUAGCGGAGCAGAGCACCGUCCUGGCAGACAGCACUCUGAUUGGUUCAAACGGCCGUUGUGCCAAACACCCGGUCCAGACGCUCGGCAGGGUUUACUGUAAAGACUGUGAGCUCAACUCGGACAGGAAGGAGUCUAUCCCCUCAUACUGCUCCUCCUCCAAAUACACCUCCUCAUCCUCCUCGUUGACGGGGCCGGGGCCCUCGGACCAAGGACAGCCGGAAACGUCCACCAUCUACUGCCGAACCCGGAGCCGCAAAAGGAGGACAGCAGGUGCGCUGGGGUCCAUGUGGGAUGCGGGUGUGAAUGUGAGCAGGAGGGCAGCAGCCUGUGUGAUCUCCCUGCUCACUCUGUUUUUCCAUCACCUGCUGCUGCAGAAACACCACAAUGUGACAGAUGUGCUGCAGCUGUGGCUGGACUCGUCAGUGCUGUGUGUCAGGAGAGCUGCAGCCUGCUGUGUCUCUGCACUGACACACACCUGGCAGGUGUGUCAGGGGCUGACCUCAAAGGUCACAGAGGGCAACAUACACACUGACAGCCGACAUAAAGCUCCAUCCAGUCGGUGUGAAGUCAUGAACCUGAAGGAGUCGACCACGAAGCCGAAGGAGCUUCCUCCUAACGGAUCUCUGUCCAACCUUUUGCUGCCUUGUGCGGUGUGUCUGUCAGUUAAACACGCUCCUGCACUGCUGACACCAACAGGUGACGACUGUAAGGAGAAACAGCGCUCCGAGACGGAUACUGUCCCCUCAUCAUCUUCAUCUUCAUCUUCAUGGUCCUCACUGGCCCUCUGUGUGUUGGAGCUGAUAUGGAGCGCUACUGUUUUUACAGCCUCGUGUCUCUUUCAGCUGACUCAGAGUGCAGCCUCAGCUCUCUGGCCUCUGACCAAGGAAAUAUGUUUUGCUUCACGGCGCGACGGACGGUCUGCAGGCAGAUCAGCAGGUGAGAUGUUCAGGUGGCUCAGUAGACGAUGGCGUCACAUGACAACCAGCGCCCUCCUCACUCGGUUCCCUCUCCGACUCUUCUUGGUUCUCCUCCCUCUGCUGCUCCUCCUGUUCAGCCUGUGUUGGUUCGGUCCAGCCACAGUACAGUCUGUCCUUCCAGCAGUAAACCUCACAGAGUGGAGGACGGCGAUCUCCGAUGUCCCCGGUCUGUCCUCAGUCCGCAGCUUCAUGGCCUCACAGAGCCAAUCAGCAGAGAGAGCUGUGGAGGAGUCGAGGGAGGUGCAGCCCUACGUGGAGCCGCUCUACAAUCGACCUCCGCCAGCUCAAACCCAGACGGCAGAGGAGGAAGAGUCUGCGGUGGAAGAGUCGGCCCGGCUCGUUCGUGUGGAGCAGAGUCUGGCGGCGUUGUGGGAGCGCGUGGAGGCCGGAGGGCGGCAGAUGGAGCAGAGACACAGGGAGGUUCUCCGGCUCUACACUGACCUCCAGCGGCAGCAGCUGGCCUCUGCUCACAGCAGUGAAGAGGAGCCCUGGCUGAGUGGCCUGCUGGACCAUCAGGUGUCCCAGCUCAGGAGGCGACUGGAUGAGGAGAGACUGCAGAGGGAACAGUUCCAACAGCAGGAUUUGUUGGAGCAGCAGAGUCAAGCGUCUCGUCUGGAUCAGCUGGAGCUGCAGCUGCAGACACUGGCUGCCAAAACAGAGGAGGUGCAGUGGAGACAAGAAGCUGCUACAACAGUUUCACCUUCACCUACAACACUUCCAGCUGCUGUCAGCGGUGGUGUGGACCGUCAGUCCCACGAUGCCUUGCUGGCAGAGGUAGAGAGGUUGGAGGCGGCUCUGGAGGGCGUCAGGCGGGACGUUGAGGGUCUGUCUGGGUUUCAGGACGGCUGCCAGCGACUCGACAGAAUCCAGCAGACGAUUUCAGCACAGGUUUCAACUCAGGUCCGGGAGGAGGUGCGGGCUCUCGUAUAUGGGAACCAGCUGAAGGUGGGGGGCGGGGGAGACUCCGCUACCCUCCCGGAGUCCCUGCUCCAGUGGCUGUCGCAGCAGUACGUCAUCGGGGCCGACCUGCAGGUGGCGCUGGCCUCUCUGGAGCUCAGGAUCGUGCAGAACAUCAGCCUGCAGCUGGAGGAGCGCCGCAGUGAGGAGAUGGUCAGAGAGGCCGUCCUUCAAAACACGGGGGCUGCUGAGGCCACCGUAACUCAGGAGGACGUCCAGGUGAUCGUGAAGAACGCUCUGCAGCUGUUUUCUCAGGACCGAACUGGCCUGGCCGACUACGCUCUGGAGUCUGGAGGGGGCAGCAUCCUGAGCACUCGCUGCUCUGAGACGUAUGAGACGAAGGCCGCCCUGCUGAGUCUGUUCGGAGUUCCCCUCUGGUAUUUCUCUCAGUCUCCUCGAGCUGUAAUCCAGCCAGAAGUCAAUCCAGGAAACUGCUGGGCCUUCAGAGGCUCCAAAGGCUUCCUGGUGAUCCGCCUCUCCAUGAGGAUCCUCCCCACCGCCUUCUCCCUGGAGCACAUCCCCAAAGCCCUGGCACCCAGCGGCACGCUGCGCAGCGCCCCCCGAGACUUCAGCGUCUACGGUCUGGAUGAUGAGAGCCAGGACAGCGGGAAGCUGCUGGGCACUUACGCCUACGACGAGGGUGGAGAGGCUCUGCAGACCUACCCUGUCACCGAGGAGAAUGAUCAGGCCUUCCAGAUCAUCGAGGUGCAGGUGUUGUCCAACUGGGGCCACCAGGAGUACACCUGCAUGUACCGCUUCAGAGUACACGGGACGCCCAGCGACGUCUGAGGACGUUGCACGGAUUAGUGUCAAAGUAUUUAAUACACCAACAGUGUGGAGACGACGGAGACGCCGUGAAACGGAGCAACACGUCAAACAUGGAUGUUUCAUUGAGUCGUGUCCUGCUGACUGUGCCUGGGUCACCGCAGACUUGACUUACUCUGAGUUGAUUUUGUUGCUCAAAGUCUCAGCAGUGACUAUAACCUCACUGAGGGAGGUCACUUCCCUCCCUCAGACCUGAUGUGAUCUGAGCGUCGUCCUUUUCCUGUGGAAAAAGGACACAGUGACAGCUUUAGGUGUGACGUGUAAUUUUUCUGUCAAUAGUUAAUAUUUUUAUAUCAGUGUUUUUGUAUUUGCCGUGUUCAAAGGUCCUUGUUGCUGUUUUUUUAAAUCAUCAGUGUGGUCAUACAGUUGUGAGCAGUUUUACAGGAUAAGCUCAUAUUUUUUCAAGUCUCUUAAUACAAACGCUCGUCCGUGUAUAUUAAAACAUUUUGGGUGGCUGUAA
Molecule: messenger RNA, 4137 nt
Organism: Xiphias gladius (swordfish)
Lineage: Eukaryota; Metazoa; Chordata; Actinopteri; Istiophoriformes; Xiphiidae
Product: SUN domain-containing protein 2-like
Exons: 24
Coding region: 567-3641 (1024 amino acids)
Biological process (GO): nuclear envelope organization
Cellular component (GO): meiotic nuclear membrane microtubule tethering complex; nuclear envelope
Molecular function (GO): protein-membrane adaptor activity
Source: RefSeq, a predicted model, not a curated record